CCGUGGUAACCCGGAUGUCGAUGGGCGGAGUCAUAAACAGUUUGCGCAAGGACACUGGGAAACCUGACUUCUGUGUUCAGACAGAUCCCAUUCUGUAGAAGAAAUUGUUUACAACUCACAGACAAACUGUAGGAAGAUGGAACUGAAGGUACCCAAGAUUCCAGUGUGUGUGGCGAUCGCCUGUUGCGGGGUGGCCUUGGUGUUCCAGCUGGUGGCUGUGGGGGGUAGCGGCUGGGCUGUCAACAAGCAAGCUGAGAUAGAAAUCGGUUUGUUCCGCACUUGUUUUCGAGGCGAGUGUAACGAUAUCCAGAGCAGCAAGCAGCCAGACUGGUUCAGGGCGACUCAGGCGUUCUCCAUCCUGGGACUUCUCGCCAUCGCCGGAAGUCUGGCAGUUGGAAUUCUCCAUGCUGUUCUGGAAAACACACGUGUCCUGUGUCUUCUCGCCAUUGCUUCGUGCGCUGCUUCCGUCGUAGCCCUGUUAAUUGAAGUUGCCGUGUUUGGAGGUGAGAUGGGUGACGAAAUAAGAGCAACUAAGGAUGUCAGCUUCGGCUACGGGUUCAUCUUGUCCAUCAUCGCCUGCAUUCUCAGUGUCGGGGCUGCAGCCUGUUUUGCAUUAGGACUUGGACAGUCACACACCUUUCAGCAUAGUCCAAGUGGAUAAUAAAGCUAAAAAAAUUAAUACAUUUUUCUGAUUUAGUUCAGAUGUGAUAGUAUACCAACAAUUAAUAAACCUUUCGCUUUUACAA
Messenger RNA from Pomacea canaliculata, 746 nucleotides. Its product is annotated as epithelial membrane protein 1-like. Gene Ontology annotation, cellular component: cell-cell junction; membrane. Gene Ontology annotation, biological process: cell-cell adhesion. The coding region runs from base 137 to 661 and encodes 174 amino acids. NCBI's taxonomy places the organism in Eukaryota, Metazoa, Mollusca, Gastropoda, Architaenioglossa, Ampullariidae. The record is from RefSeq and is a predicted model, not a curated record. The transcript has 3 exons.